Molecule: messenger RNA, 5884 nt
Organism: Ectocarpus sp. CCAP 1310/34
Lineage: Eukaryota; Phaeophyceae; Ectocarpales; Ectocarpaceae
Source: the annotation of a GenBank genome assembly
GCUGCGCACAGCCCAAAAAAUAGUCGGGGCCCCGCAAAUUCGCGGGGUUCCGCAGAUUCGCGCACCUGCAGAAAAUGGCAAGAGAUCUGCCGCCGCCUACCCCACCUAGCGCAGGCGACAGAGGGAGCAAGAGGCCACAAGGGAGGCAGACGUCUGACCAGUCUCCAUCUGUUGUGAACGGGAUCAGCCCACUGCAUGCGGACUGGACUAUUGUUUGAAGCGGCGCGGCGCCACAGUCGUGGGCGGGUGGCGCCGCCCUCGCACCCUGACCGCACCCCGCUCUCCCCGCGCGCAACCGCCAACGACAACGGCGCGAUGACACGAGCGACUUCCCCGAGCUGCAGUGGCGGGGACACGGGUUCCCCUAGUCGUCAACAGGUUCGCAGCGCGAAGGAGUGCGCGAGAUUGACUGCGACUACGCCCAGGAAAAAAACGGGGAAGCGCGCCCCCGUAAAUUCAGGAGCACGUGUGAGGGGUUCGGGAGGAGGGUCGGGAAGGAAGCGCGUGCGGUCACGGGCCCGAAUUUCGGUGGGCACUAAACAGUCGCAGAGCAGGCUACAAACGCAGGUGGAGGAAAGGUUGGCGACGGCAGACUUGGACAAGGAGCAUGGGGAGCAGCUGGCUAAGGCGGAGGAAGAGUCCCGACGGCGUAGGAAACGCCUUCCCGAUGAGGCGUGCGCGGAAGCUCGACAAAAUGCGCCUGGGCCUGCAUCUGGUCUUCGACGCCAGAGUUUAGGUGGGAAGAGCAGACAAGUCGGGAGUACGGAGACGCAAGGCCGCGCUAUGCCCUGCCGUAAACCGGUGUGUGGCUGGGUGACGACUACCCCGGGUCACCAGUGCAAUAAAUGUCCUGAAGGGGUCACGCACUGGGCGGAAGAUAGGUUAUGUACCGCGUGCCAUCGACCGCCCAGCGAGAGAGGGUUCGUCCAUCUGCAUGUCAAACGCAUUGACUCGGCCCGCUCCCUAUUGGCCGACCUGCCGUCUGGCGAGGCGGGGGUUGUGGCGAUGCUGCGUCAGUUUAACCCCCAACCUGGCGGGUGUCUCUGCCAGCGAGACGGCUGUCUCAUGGCCCGCCUGGGUCGCCACGAAAAGAACAAGGCCACGCACACAUGCCAAGGACCUGGAGACAACAUGCCAUGUUCGGUGUCAGGAGUGAAGAAGAAGCAGGGGAGGUGGUAUUCCGUGUCUGGCGAUGAAGAAGGUGGGAGGGUUAGGGUGUCAGCGGGAGGCGGCGGUAUGGUGUGCCAGGCCUGUAACCAACGGCGUGCCCGUGAACGGAAGAAGUCCUUAUCGGUACGACAGCCAGGGGAUGGCGGGUCCGGAGUUGCUGGAGCUUCCUCGUCGUCCCAAGCGCCAGCCAUUGGGAGGGCGGACGUCGUGGGGUCCAGCACCCAGAGGACAAGGACAGGCAAGGGAGCAUCCACCGACGAGGGCUCUGGCAUUGCGACUGGCCGAGCGCUUGGGCGACAUGUCAAAGCGGCGUCGAUUGUGCGCUCGCGGGUGGAAGGGUCCGUAAAAGGCGGGGAGAUCCUUUUCUGGAAGGACGUUGCGAAGUGGUUGACGGCCGAGCGAGCUAAGCUCGGCGAGGAAAGGCUGCAGGGCGGCUCCGUACGGGAGAAGGUGAAACAAAUGUUCGAUAGCAUCGGCCGUUCGUCGGACUGCAACGCGAGGGUGGUGGAUAUCCGAGGGAGCAGGGGUGCGGGAGGAGACGGACGCGAGAAAGCUCUCUGUCUGUUCCCGAAAGAUCUAUCCGACGAAGCUGUCGUUGGGUACCUCCUACGGAUGCGUAAAGCGGAGGGAGCGACCCUGAAGUCUGAGCUGGAAAGGGUUGCUCAAGACCCUGCGGACCCCCACGACCCUGUCUUCGAGGAGGAGAGGAUGGCGGUGGUCAAGACUGCGGGGGAGAUUGUCCGGCGUGAUAUUGAACUGGAAAAGAGCCUGCACAACGCGCGUCCCCCAGGUCAGUCAAACAUCAACGUGGAAGAGUUGGAGCGGCCUGUGGAACGGACGGCGGAUACCCUACUUGCAAUGCCCCCCACGACACUAGGAUUCUUCCAGAGCGUCACCGACGUGGACCUCAAUGUCGAGCAGAACCCUGCGGAUCCGCCCAAGGAUGCAGGGCCUUGCAAGGUGUGGGAGCGCGGGUGGCGAGAGGAGUUUGAAAAGGGUAUCGGCGUUAUGGACAGGCCAAGUCCAGCCACAGCCGGGUCGAUGGGUGAAACGACGGUGGGCUCUGCUGGUGGAGCCGGGAGUGGUGACGUCGGCGCAAUAUCGGGGGGGGUGCCGGUCCUCCCGGCGUCUGAGACACGUGCGAGGGCUGUCGAUAAAUUCAACCGGUGUUGCCGGUCCAUUCGUCGACGGUUGACGGUGAUGUGCACAAGCGUCGUUAAGUCCGUGCUGGGCAGCCGGUACAUGCCCUCACACGCCAUAAAGGCGACCCAGUGGGCGAAGUCGAAGAAUACUCCCCGACCCGUGCUCAACUUUAUCGCAGAGCACUUGGGAUGUGCCACCGAUUCUCAGGUGUACCAUCGAGAGUCCAAGUUCGCCCGGGUGGUUGAAGACUCCAACCUUCUUGCCAAGUGCGCGAAGUGUGCUGCAUUUUCUCAGGACAACGUUGACUUCGAGCCCCGUGUCGGAGUGAGGCAGGGGGAAGGUCCGUACAUCCCGUGCGUGGCGUGUGUGGCGAACUGGGUUGGGGAGGAGGUGGGCACGCUCCACGAUGCGGGCACGUUGAAACGACUCAGCGAGUUGAGUGUGGACGACAUUCUCGUUGGAUCAGACGCGGCGGAGGGAGAGCGGAGGUAUGGGGCUUUCUUAGCUACGCUAUUCGGAGCCGUGUCCAAGUCUGAGCGAAUCAGGUCGGCGGAGGGAGGGCCGUUGUGGUGUUUCGAGGCCCAACUCAGGGAGGCGGCGUAGUAGUUGGCCUUUUUUCUUUCUUUUUUUUUAUCUUCUUGCGCCUUUUCCACCCAUCCUUUUAAUUCGCCUUCUGCGGCAAAAGCGUCCAAACACACACUUACCGGGUGAGCACAUACUUAUUGGUAGUGUUCUCAUUACCCUCCUCUUUUUCCCCUCUUGCGCUGAGAAAGUCACGUUAGGGCUUUGCAUCCACGUACCCCAGACCGGCGUGAUGAUGUUUAAUUGAUGUGAGAAGACACACCACCCCUCCUUUUCCUAACGAUCCCUACAUUUCAGAACGGUAAAUAAAGCUGGAUAUUUGUGCUCUUCUCUUACCCUUCGUAUUCCGCCCCAGGCUAAUCCAUACACUUGAACGUUCCGCUGCGAGAGGCGGAAUGGGAUGCUGGCUGAUAAGUCAAGGGAACGGUCGGGGGGGGGAGUGUGGUGCUGGGACGACAGCAGGGACUGGCCGUUGGGGAGGAGGAGAAGUUGUUGUGAACAUGUACUGUUGAACUUGAUUUAUAGUCUUGUAUUUUUUUCUUUGUUGUGGUUGGCACUUUCCCAUAACUUUGACUGGACAUGUCUCUUCUUGUGAUUUACGAUUUGUUAUGUGUUCUUCGAACCAUUUGGGACUUACUUGCGUGCCGUCCCUAGAAUAUACUCAUUAGCAUCAUCAUUAAAAUUUUAAGAUUUAUUCAUCUUAGCGACAUUUUGGCAGUCUUGCAAGUAGUGUCUUUUAGAGUUUCGUCGUGUCUUGUGCCUUAGCGUGUUGUUCGAGUAAUUGAGAAAGUAUUGUUGGCCCGAAGGAGUAAAACUGGCACGCGAGGUACCUUAGCUGGUUGACGUGGUGCUGUAUGUAGUAGUUUACUCCGUGUGUAAAUGUAUCUAAUUUUAAUGUGCGCUGCUGAUUGACUAAACUGGUGCAGACUGCCCAAGUAUACGCAUAUCAAUCGCGCCCGCGGGUGCAGUUCAACCUUCGCAGGGCCUAGGUUCCGAUUGCGCCGACUCCCAGCUACCGCUGCGACACUGGCUUCGCUGGGUGAAGCGCUUUUUUCUUUUUUUUGUUUCUUCAUGUGCUGGAGGGGAGAGAGAGCCGGUGUGCGUCGGCGAAACCCAAAGUUCAAAACUGGGUUCGCGCCGAUUAGGCGUUCUCGGCGUAUACGGCGUGUUGCAGCAAAAUUCAAAGUACUGGGCAAAGCCCACAGCAUCUUCUUUCACACACGGGUGCGCCCUUCCGCAACCAUCCUGAGGAAACUUAGCAUGAUGCUUGCGCGCGAGCGUCAUUUUUACACGAAACACGCCGCCCCCGACUGCGUUUGGUGGAAUUCCAACACACCACUUGACGUACGGUCUGAUACGGGCAUUUCCAGUUUGUGUGCCAAGUUUCAUGUGGAUCUGUGCGGUCUGCGCUGCGUUCUCGUCGUCGGACGAAACACGCCCUCGGCCAGGGGUAGGUUGGGCCGCAUCCAAAAGUGCCAGGUAUUUGCCUCCGAACUUCGAAUUCUUCUUUUGUCACGUUCGCGGGCCACAGGCCAUGAAACUCGACCAAACAAGGGUCAGAAGACAGUAAAUAACUAGCUCUACGGUGUCAGGGUCUUAGUUUGGUGUGGUGUGUCGUUGCCGGAACGCACAGCAGCCCCAAAGGUGUUUCGACAAACGCCUCCAUAUAUCCUGUGCGCAGCACUGAGCAGCCCCGGGACUCGCGGGGGACACGCAACCGAAGGGGCUCCGCAACAUCACUUUGGAUCCCCACGAGCGAAAAGCCUUCCAGGUUUUGUGUGCUCAAGUCAGUUUGGAUCUUUGGUUGAGAUCUUGAAUCUUGAGGAUCCCUCUGACUGGUGUUUGCUGCUACCCAUGCUACUAUUGCAGCAUGGAGUUUGCACGGCGACGGUGGAAGGCAUACGCUGCAAUGCUAGUGGUAUCGGUUGCUCACAUAUCAGGAAAUCUUGUGGGUGCAGCAGCGGCCACCCGGCGGCCAGUACCGUGCGAUUUCGUCUGUGAGGUGGGUGCAUCACAAUCUACCGGGUUGGUUUUUGUAUAGGCUCAAAGGACGAGGAUUAUAACAACGAGGCACUGAAUGAUGCGGGUACUGACUGGCACCAGGGUACACAGAAGACUGCUUUGAGUGAUGGACGGUGUCGCCAUCUGAGGGUUGGAAAGUAGCGUACUGCUGUAUGCAUAGCAUCAGUUGUCAAUUGUACCCUCACCAUCGCUACAGUAGUAGUAUUGUACGCUCUCGUCAAGUAGAGGACAACAGCACUUCAAAUGCUGUAGAUCAGAACCGCUCUCUAGAGGGAGGUGGGUGCGCCUAUUCGAACUGCGCGGAUGGACCAUCGUGUCCUGGGGGCUCUUGUUCAUUUCAGAAUUGUCGAGGUCCCUCGUGCAAGGGUGGGAACUGCGACUUCAUCUCCUGCCACAGCCCGGCGUGUGGUGGAGGCGGCUGCCGUGUCGUGGAUCCUCUGAGUACGCUCCGCGACGGCUACUGCGACGGAGGCGCGUGCAAGGUCAACGGCAAGCCGUUUCCUUCGCGCUUUGCCGGGAAGCUCAGCGUCUGAGAACCAAACGAAAGCACGUUUUCCUUUUGUCAUGGUGCCACUUGCCAUGCGUUCUCUUUGCCGAUAGAGAGGAAUUCAACAGCACUUGGAAGUGACGGCAGUAGCUUACACAGUCUACUUAGUCUAUUCUUCGGCAUGAAUUUUGACAAGCGAACCAAUCAGCACAGAGACACCACAUUUUUGACAAGCACCACUUCGCGAAAUCGGAGUUGCUUGGUCUUUUCGGCGCUCUAUACGGACUUAUUGACCACGGUACCAACCCAUCCAACCAAGCGGAACGAGGCUUGUGGGAGUACGGAGGCCUUUUUUUCUGGCAGAGUGAUGCGCCGGAGUAGGAGGGAAGAGGGAAACAGGCAGCCACUGCCGCCUUUGUGGAAUGUUAUUCCGGUUGUUCAUCUUGCGCUCCUUCCGUGUUACCGCGGUGUCACAGUCCG